Anopheles maculipalpis is the source of this 2405-nucleotide messenger RNA. Its product is annotated as CUGBP Elav-like family member 2. The transcript is spliced from 10 exons. NCBI's taxonomy places the organism in Eukaryota, Metazoa, Arthropoda, Insecta, Diptera, Culicidae. The coding region runs from base 120 to 2201 and encodes 693 amino acids. The record is from RefSeq and is a predicted model, not a curated record. Gene Ontology annotation, cellular component: nucleus; ribonucleoprotein complex; cytoplasm. Gene Ontology annotation, molecular function: mRNA 3'-UTR binding. Gene Ontology annotation, biological process: regulation of alternative mRNA splicing, via spliceosome; mRNA splice site recognition.
GCGGAAGGAAGCGACUCCUCCGCGGCAUUCCCAUUCACGGCAGCAUCGUGUUAUCGCCACCACUAGCCCGGGAGGCAUCCGUCGGCGUCCGGUUCGGUGUACCGUUGCUAUCCGCCACGAUGCUCAACUCGCUCGAGGCGCUCGCGGGCAAGAUUUCGCCCGGUUCGGGCAAGAAUUCGCCCUCGGCCCCGAACGGGGCCAAUGCGGGCGGCGAGCUGAUCGACAGCAAUGGCAACAACAAGCUGCUCAGUGGGUACCAUCUCCGGACCAAACUACCCUACCAGAAGCCCGGUCUCAGCAACAACAACAACAACUGCAAUGUCGUCAACAAUACACCGGCCGCGGCAGGCAUUGUGCCGGGCGGUGGCGGUGGUGUUCCGCUGCCGGUCGGGUUGCUCAGUCCACAGGCGGUAGCGAUGCUUGGGGUCAGCAGUAUUGCCACCAGCAACACCAACGGCAACAAUGGCAGCAGUAGUAACUUAAGCCCGACCGCCGCCACCGUUGCCGUAGCCACCGCGAACAGUCAUCGUACCGCGAACGGGACCAGCGACGCCAUGAUCGUGGACGAUGUGCAGAUGAUGGGCGUAUCGGCGAAAGAAAAUGCCAUCCUGAACAUGACCAACACCGCCAGCAGCAUCGUCAACGCGAACGUCACCAGCAUGAACCUCAGCCCCGGCAGCAACAACAAUAACAAUCAUACGCUGAACAACAACAAUCCCAAGGUGAUAAACAACAACACGGCGAUCGUUGUCGGGUCGGACGGGUCCGACAAGGCGUCACCGUGCCAGGACCAAGACGAGGAGGUGGUAGGUGACCAGCCCGACCCGGACUACAUCAAGAUGUUCGUCGGGCAGGUACCACGCUCGAUGGACGAGCAGCAGCUAAAGGAGAUGUUCGAGGAGUUCGGCCGUGUCCAUCAGAUCAACGUGCUGCGGGACAAAACAUCCGGCCAAAGCAAGGGGUGCUGUUUUGUGACUUUUUACACUCGUAAGGCAGCGCUCAAGGCGCAGGACGCGCUGCACAACAUCAAGACGCUUGUUGGGAUGCAUCAUCCGAUCCAGAUGAAGCCGGCUGACAGCGAGAAUCGAAAUGAACGCAAGCUGUUCGUCGGUAUGCUUAGCAAAAAAUAUAAUGAGAACGAUGUACGACAGCUGUUCUCGGGCCACGGCACCAUCGAGGAGUGUACGGUACUGCGUGACCCGUCCGGGCAGAGUAAAGGCUGUGCUUUCGUAACAUUCGCAACCAAACAGUCCGCGAUCGGUGCAAUUAAGCAUCUACACCAGAGCAAAACGAUGGAAGGCUGCUCGGCCCCGCUGGUGGUAAAGUUUGCCGACACGCAGAAGGAAAAGGAUGCCAAACGGAUGCAACAGAUGCAUUCGAACCUGUGGAAUAUGAGCGGUAUCAAUCAGCCGAUCACACAAUCGGUAACGCCCCUGACCGCAUCCGCCCAUCCGAACCCACCGCAACAGCAGACACCGUUCCUGGCCGCCGAUGCGAUCUCCCCACCGCUCCCCACGUUGCUACAGCAGCUGCAAGCGGUCGCGCAGCAGCAGCAUCUUUUGCAAGGACUUAGCGCCCAGACUGAUACGACCUCCGCCGCCGCCGCAAGCCUUCUCGCUCCGAUCUCUUUGCAGAAUCUGGUGACGCUAGCCGGUAUAACGCAACCGUCGCUGCAAACUGCUGCCGCAGCAGCAGCACAGACACCGGCCACGGCGAUCAGCAAUGCAGCGAACUCUUUGUCCGGUCUGUUAGGGAAAACAGCAACGUCAGGGACUACUGGAGCUGAUACAGCCACCAGCCUGACAUCGUACGCCGCCUUACCGCAGUUUGGCGCAGCCGCAGCCACUGCAGCAGCAUUCACCCCGACGCCUUUAACCACGCCGACGCUAGCGCAAGCGGUGGCUGCCGCCGCCGGAAAGCAGAUUGAAGGACCGGAGGGUUGCAAUCUGUUCAUCUACCACCUGCCGCAGGAAUUCACCGACACCGAUCUGGCGUCAACGUUCCUGCCAUUUGGUACCGUCGUGUCGGCGAAGGUCUUCAUCGACAAGCAGACGAACCUAUCGAAGUGUUUCGGUUUCGUAUCGUUCGACAACGUGUCGUCGGCCCAGGCCGCCAUACAGGCGAUGCACGGGUUCCAGAUCGGUACCAAGCGGCUGAAGGUGCAGCUCAAGCGCUCGAAGGACGCGUCCAAACCGUACUAGGAGUUGGGGCAGCUGGCGGCGACAGUGAAUGCGCAGUUGCUCAAGUACUGCGCGGCUGCCGUCGCCACCGCUACCGCCACCAUCAUCGCAAGCGCAACAAUCAACAACCGCGGGCCCAUCAGUGAGGGUGUGGCCGGCGGUUACAAACACACCACCACUAGCAGCAGUAGCAGCUUUGUCACCGCAAAUAACCUCAAAUUUCAA